Carlito syrichta (Philippine tarsier) is the source of this 2515-nucleotide messenger RNA. It is a transcript of the gene ACAP1, whose product is annotated as ArfGAP with coiled-coil, ankyrin repeat and PH domains 1. The transcript has 22 exons. NCBI's taxonomy places the organism in Eukaryota, Metazoa, Chordata, Mammalia, Primates, Tarsiidae. Gene Ontology annotation, molecular function: GTPase activator activity; protein binding. The record is from RefSeq and is a predicted model, not a curated record. The coding region runs from base 208 to 2430 and encodes 740 amino acids. Gene Ontology annotation, cellular component: cytoplasm.
UCCCAGCGCUGCCUGGAAGUGUGGGGUGAGAGCUCCUCCAGGAACACCCCUUCCCUUUGGGGAAAGAAUUGCUCCCCCCAGGCCCUACCCAGCAGAGGACCCUCUCCUCUUUCCCUGUCAUCUCUCCUUCGGAACAGAGGAGCCUCUACCUGCAUCCCCUGUCUGGCAGCCUCCAGGGACUGCUGGCCUCACAGCAGUCAAACUAAGAUGACGGUCAAGCUGGAUUUUGAGGAGUGCCUCAAGGACUCACCCCGCUUCCGAGCCUCUAUAGAGCUGGUGGAAGCCGAAGUGUCAGAAUUGGAGACCCGUCUGGAAAAGCUCCUCAAGCUGGGCACCGGCCUCCUGGAGAGUGGGCGUCAUUACCUUGCUGCCAGCCGUGCCUUCAUUGUCGGCAUUUGUGACCUGGCCCGCCUGGGUCCACCAGAACCCAUGAUGGCGGAGUGUCUGGACAAAUUCACUGUGAGCCUGAGCCACAAGCUGGACAGCCACGUGGAGCUUCUAGAUGCCAUCCAACACACGCUGCAGCAACAAAUCCAGACCCUGGUCAAGGAAGGUCUCCGGGGGUUCCGAGAGGCACGCCGUGAUUUCUGGCGGGGGGCUGAGAGCUUGGAGGCUGCUCUUAUCCACAAUGCAGAGGUCCCCAGGCGCCGGGCCCAGGAGGCAGAAGAGGCAGGAGCUGCUUUGAGGACUGCUCGAGCUGCGUACCGGGGACGGGCAUUGGAUUAUGCCCUGCAGGUCAAUGUGAUUGAGGACAAGAGGAAGUUUGACAUCAUGGAGUUUGUGCUGCGUUUGGUGGAGGCCCAGGCUACCCAUUUCCAGCAGGGCCAUGAGGAGCUGAGCCAGCUGGCCCAGUAUCGCAAAGAUCUGGGUGCCCAGUUGCACCAACUGGUCUUGAAUUCAGCUCGAGAAAAGAGGGACAUGGAGCAGAGACAUGUGCUACUGAAACAGAAGGAGCUGGGUGGAGAGGAACCAGAGCCGAGCCUAAGGGAGGGCCCUAGUGGCCUGGUCAUGGAAGGUCAUCUCUUCAAACGGGCCAGCAAUGCAUUUAAGACCUGGAGCAGACGCUGGUUUACCAUUCAGAGCAACCAACUGGUUUAUCAGAAGAAGUACAAGGACCCUGUGACUGUGGUGGUGGAUGACCUUCGCCUCUGCACAGUGAAGCUCUGCCCUGACUCAGAAAGACGGUUCUGUUUUGAGGUGGUGUCCACCAGCAAGUCCUGUCUCCUCCAGGCUGACUCAGAGCGCCUUCUGCAGCUGUGGGUCAGUACUGUACAGAGCAGCAUCGCCUCUGCCUUCAGCCAGGCUCGCCUUGAUGACAGCCCCCGGGGUCCAGGCCAGAGCUCAGGACACCUGGCCGUAGGCUCCGCUGCCACCCUGGGCUGUGGCGGGACAGCCAAGGGAAGGGAGCCUGGGGGAGUUGGGCACGUGGCAGCCCAGGUACAGAGUGUGGAUGGCAAUGCCCAAUGCUGCGACUGCCGGGAGCCAGCCCCGGAGUGGGCCAGCAUCAACCUUGGCGUCACCCUCUGCAUUCAGUGUUCCGGCAUCCAUAGGAGCCUUGGUGUUCAUUUCUCCAAAGUCCGGUCUCUGACCCUCGACUCGUGGGAGCCAGAACUAGUGAAGCUUAUGUGUGAGCUGGGAAAUGUCGUCAUCAAUCAGAUCUAUGAGGCCCGCGUGGAGGCCAUGGCAAUGAAGAAGCCAGGGCCCAGCUCCUCCCGGCAGGAGAAGGAGGCUUGGAUUCAUGCAAAAUAUGUGGAGAAGAAGUUCCUGACCAAGCUUCCUGAAAUUCGAGGGCGAAGAGGUGGCCGGGGGCCUCCAAGGGGGCUACCUCCUGUGCCCCCAAAGCCUUCCAUCAGGACCCAGCCAGGAAGCUUCAGAUCCAAGCCAGAGCCCUCAUCUGAUAACCUGGGAAGCCUGCAUCCUGGGGCCUUGCUGUUCCGAGCUGCUGGGCAUCCUCCAUCCCUUCCCAUCAUGGCUGAUGCCCUUGCCCAUGGAGCUGAUGUCAACUGGAUCAAUGGGGGUCAGGAGAAUGCAACGCCGCUGAUCCAGGCCACAGCUGCUAAUUCUCUUCUGGCCUGUGAAUUUCUCCUCCAGAAUGGGGCAAACGUGAAUCAAGUGGACAGUGCGGGCCGGGGCCCACUCCACCACGCAACCAUCCUUGGCCACACCGGACUCGCCUGCCUGUUCCUGAAACGCGGGGCUGAUCUAGGGGCUCGGGACUCUGAAGGCAGGGAACCUUUGACCAUCGCCAUGGAAACAGCCAACGCUGACAUCGUCACCCUGCUACGAUUGGCAAAGAUGAGGGAGGUUGAAGCGGCCCAGGGCCAGGCAGGAGAUGAGACGUAUCUUGACAUCUUCCGAGACUUCUCCCUCAUGGCGUCAGAUGACCCGGAGAAGCUGAGCCGGCGUAGUCACGACCUCCACACACUGUGACCCCAAAGCCUGGGGGUCUUGUAUCUCAGCCCCUCCCAUCCCCACCGCCCGCACCUCCGCCAUUAAAGCCUCUGUGCUGUGCUCU